CCAAGUGCUCUGACCAGCCAGCACUGCUGGCUUCUGGACCUGCCCUCUGGGCUCUGUUUGGGGCCAAAGUUCCCCAGGAGAGGUUGAGUCCGUAACUCGCCCUCCCCAGCGUCCUGCAUCCUGAAGGGUUUUCGGGUCUGCCCUUCUGCUGGAGCGGAGCACAGAAGACUUUUGCAUUUCCUGGGCCCGAGAACAAGGCGAGAGGCAGCAGACCACAUGAGGCUGUGGCUGAGAGGCCCCGUCCUCCAGGCGCUGAGGAGCUCCCGGGGAUUCUGCAGGUCUCGUGGGCACCUGUCACCUCUCCCUGACCCCCAGAAGAUUGUGGCCACGUGGGAAGCCAUCAAUCUGGGGAGGCAGCCAGUGCCUGAAUACUUCAACUUUGCCCAUGACGUGCUGGAUGUGUGGAGUCAGCUGGAAAAGGCUGGGCACCGGCCCCCGAAUCCUGCUUUCUGGUGGGUGGAUGGUAAAGGAACGGAGGUCAAGUGGAGCUUUGAGGAGCUGGGAAAUCAGUCAAGGAAGGCAGCCAACAUUCUGGAGCGUGUGUGCGGCCUGCAGCCCGGGGACAGGAUGAUGCUGGUGCUCCCAAGACUUCCAGAGUGGUGGCUGGCCAGCGUGGCGUGUAUGCGGACAGGUGUCGUCAUGAUUCCUGGUAUCUCCCAGCUGACGGAGAAGGACCUCAAGUACCGGCUGCAGACAUCCAAGGCCAAGUCCAUCAUCACCAGUGACUCCCUAGCCCCGCAGGUGGACGCCAUCAGUGCUGACUGCCCAUCCCUCCAGACCAAGCUUCUGGUGUCCGACAGUGGUCGCCCAGGCUGGAUGAACUUCAGGGAACUCCUGCAAGACGCAUCUUCAGAGCACAAGGGCGUGAAGACCAAGAGUCGAGAUGCGCUGGCCAUCUACUUCACCAGCGGGACAACGGGGACCCCCAAGAUGGUCGAGCACUCCCAGUGCAGCUACGGACUGGGCUUUGUGGCCUGUGGAAGGCAGUGGAUGACCUUGACCGAAUCGGACAUCUUCUGGAACACCACUGACACUGGUUGGGUGAAGGCAGCCUGGACUCUCUUCUCCGCCUGGUCUAAUGGAUCUUGUGUUUUUGUGCAUGAACUUCCUCGAGUUGAUGCCAAAGUUAUCCUAAAUACUCUCUCCAGGUUCCCAAUAACCACCCUCUGCUGUGUCCCAACCAUCUUCCGGCUGCUUGUGCAAGAGGAUCUGACAAGGUACCGGUUCCACAGCCUGAGACACUGUGUGUGUGGGGGAGAGGCCCUCAACCCUGACGUGAGGCAGAAGUGGAAGUGCCAGACGGGCCUGGAGCUUCAUGAAGGCUACGGGCAGUCGGAAACAGUUGUGAUCUGUGCCAAUCUGAAAGGCUCCACCAUCAAGUCUGGGUCCAUGGGGAAGGCCUUCCCGCCCUACAACGUGCAGAUUGUGGAUGACGAGGGUGUGGUCCUGCCUCCCGGAGAAGAGGGGAACAUCGCCGUGCGUGUCAGACCCACCCGGCCCUUCUGUUUCUUCAAUUGCUACCUGGACAAUCCCGAGAAGACGGCUGCCUCAGAACGAGGCGACUUCUACCUCACAGGGGACCGAGCCCACAUGGAUGAGGACGGCCACUUUUGGUUCGUGGGAAGAAGCGAUGAUGUGAUCAACUCUUCGAGCUACCGAAUUGGACCUGUGGAAGUAGAGAGCGCCCUGGCCGAACACCCGGCUGUGCUCGAGUCUGCUGUGGUCAGCAGCCCAGACCCCAUCCGGGGGGAGGUGGUAAAGGCAUUUAUAGUUCUUUCUCCAGCCUACUCCUCUCAUGACCCGGAAGCACUAACCCGGGAACUCCAGGAGCACGUGAAAAAGGUCACUGCUCCGUACAAGUACCCCAGGAAGGUGGCUUUUGUUUCAGAACUGCCAAAGACAGUUUCCGGAAAGAUCCAAAGGAGUAAAUUGAGAAGCCAAGAGUGGGGGAGAUGAGGGGCCACCCCAGAACGGCCCCAUAACCCUCCUCUAAGGGCUCCAGAGGGAUGUGGUGGGGUCGCCGGUCAGCCAGCCCCUGCCUGGAACAUCGUCCUCACAACCCCAUAGACAUGAAGGCACUCAACUCCCACGUGGGCAGCUCCGGAUCCGCGGAUGACCCUGGAAACAAACGGAAGAACAUCACUGAGCCAGAGCACACGGUCACUCAGCUUCCCCCUGUGCCUGGAGGCUCCUCGGCAUCUUCCCACUGAUCCCCAGCAAAGGCAGGUCACCGUAGCCUUGGGUGCUGUGGCCUCAGUCACUGCCGGUGGAAGUGUAAAGGAUUAACCCUUUACAUGAAACCACGGGGUCAUACACCCAGACCCUAGAAUUGGCCAUACCCUUUAGAAAUUCCAUCUCUGGGAAUUAAUACAAAUGAAAGGAUUCAAAAUGUAGAAAAUGUCUGGUGCACCAAGAUGUUCACUGUAGGAUUGUUUAAAACUGAAGAAAGGAAUCGAUGUCAAAGCCAGAGGGAAACGAUCGUGGCACAGUCAACUCGAUUGCUUAUUUCGUGGCCAUUGGCAGAGUUAAGGGAACCCGUCAUUACAUGAGCUAUAUUGUUUUAAACAUUGGAACAAAAAACAUUUGCAUAGUGGAGAAUCACAACCCUGAAAAAUAAAGGAAAAACAGUAGCUGGAAAAACAAAUGGAAAGAAAUACAUUCGAAUGUUUGUGGUAAUUUUCCUGAAAAUUGAGGAGAGAGGGAAAAUAACUUUUUUCUUUCCUUUUCUCGAUGCAUUUCUGUAUAUUCCAAGAUGUCGUAUUAAGGAGACACAACUAUUUUGAUGAAAAAGUUAUUUUAAAGAAACAAUCUUCCUGAAGCACCUCCUGCCCGUGUCUAGUUCUUCCUUCACACAUCAAUGCUUUGCCCUCAAG
Molecule: messenger RNA, 2873 nt
Organism: Sciurus carolinensis (gray squirrel)
Lineage: Eukaryota; Metazoa; Chordata; Mammalia; Rodentia; Sciuridae
Gene: Acsm5
Product: acyl-CoA synthetase medium chain family member 5
Exons: 14
Coding region: 217-1956 (579 amino acids)
Biological process (GO): acyl-CoA metabolic process; fatty acid biosynthetic process
Cellular component (GO): mitochondrial matrix
Molecular function (GO): fatty acid ligase activity; fatty-acyl-CoA synthase activity
Source: RefSeq, a predicted model, not a curated record